Cyphomyrmex costatus is the source of this 953-nucleotide messenger RNA. RefSeq lists its product as uncharacterized. Gene Ontology annotation, molecular function: DNA binding. The record is from RefSeq and is a predicted model, not a curated record. The coding region runs from base 499 to 882 and encodes 127 amino acids. NCBI's taxonomy places the organism in Eukaryota, Metazoa, Arthropoda, Insecta, Hymenoptera, Formicidae. The transcript is spliced from 2 exons.
AUUGGCUCAUAGCCCUGUUUCUCUUUAUUAGUUUUAUAUAAUUGCUCUUUUUUUCAGCACAAUUACACUGAUUUCAUUGUAACAUCUAGUUGGAGAGAGAGCCUGGGACUGGGACUGUCUCCGUCUCGCACUUUUAUAUUCGUGUGUUUUCUGAUUGUUCCAGUAACUACAAUACUAGAAAUUAAUUCACGGAAAUUACGUCAAAAAAAAGAACAGUCUGGAAAGACUCAGAAUAUUAUUUACAAUCUUAACUUUUUUUGUGUUUUGAUUAGUCGCCCAUCGCUGAGGCGCCUUGCAUUAUUGGUAGCUCGUGUGGAAAGCGCUGCUCGUAAAGCACGAUUUCUAUUGGUGUUGGCACUUCACGCAUCUUAUGUCAUGCGUGUCGUUAUCGCGCGCAAAUGCUCUUUGUAGGGAAAAACGGAUUCUGAAUCCGAUAAUGAAAGCGAAACGAAUAUAAAGUGGCGUGUCAGAAAAAACUUCACGGAUGAACAACAGAAGAUGUUAAAAUGCGAGUUUGCGAAAAAUGAAUAUCCUAGUACCGAUAAGGUGGAAAAAAUAGCCAAUAAAUUGGGAGUGUCAUAUCAGAAGAUUUAUAAAAAGAUUCAUUCUGUAAAAUCCGAUUACAAAAAAGUAGUAAAAAGGAAUCCGCCGCAAAUAGAAUCACAUAGCGUUAUCCAUAAAAGAUAUACGGAUAAUGAACUGAAUAAAAUACGUCGGGUGUUCGAGGAAACUCCGUAUCCUACUGAAAAUAAAGUGCAAGAACUAGUCCAGAAGACGGGAAUACCAAUCAAUAGUAUUAAUGAGAUAUUUCAAAAUCUUAGACAAGAAAACAAUAAGAUGAACAAACCUACGAUUUCAUCGACGAGCGAUCAUCAGAUAUAAUCGUUUUGCUCUAUUUUGUUUUACCAUUUGCAAGUUUGUAUAGUUACAAACAUACAUGUAAUAUUACUUAG